Messenger RNA from Cylindrotheca closterium, 788 nucleotides. Lineage: Eukaryota; Bacillariophyta; Bacillariophyceae; Bacillariales; Bacillariaceae. The record is from the annotation of a GenBank genome assembly.
CUUCACCUGGAUUAUUGGACGCUGACAUCAAAGCAGAACAAGCGAUUGCUCAGGCUCUUGGCAAACUUUCACUGAAAGAAAGAGAACGAGCCUAUGAAGAUGUCCAUGGCAUCAGCCAACCAAUAGACGAAACGCCAAAGACGAUUGCAGACUUGAUGCAGAAACUCAUGUUCGAGUUGGCUUCCAUCAAGUCGAAACCAGCCUUUGAUAUCGCCAAGCAACUUUCUGAAGACUUUGUCACCAACCAUGCCUUCCUACUAUCUUUCUUGCGAGCUGAAUGCUAUGAUGCUACCAAGGCAGCCGCUCGAAUGGUUAAGUAUUUUGAAACCAAGAAAGAACUCUUUGGGGCCGAAAUGCUUACCAAGACCAUCACCUUUGAAGACUUAGACUCUGAUACCCAAAAGGUGGUUGCUCGAGGAUCAAUAAGUUUACUUCCAUCAAGAGAUACACUUGGAAGGUAUGUAUAUGUAUCUUCGCCUGGACAUCAUUUGAGUGGGUUGACUACGCUUGCAACCUUGCCAAAGGCAGUCUGGUACAUUGUUAGCACCGUUGCCGAAGAUGAAGAGUCUCAGCUCAAGGGAUUUGUCGCGAUUACGUACGCAGUUGGAUCUCAAUUGCAAGAUAAAGGGGGGGAGAGGAAUAAGGCAAUGUGGUUCGCUUGUGUGAAUGCUGGCACUUGCAUCCCUGUGCGAGUUUCGGGUUUCCAUCAUUGUCACAGCAGUACUAAACAGUUCAGCCUCAUGCUCAAGGUUGUCACCAUAGCGGGGGACAGUUCGUUUAACACUUGA